GUCAACAGUAAACAAACACUCGUGAUCGCUUUCGAUGAUCUAUCGUUAUUUAAAGUCCCGUCAUUUCAUCCUCCUCCCAGUUUAUUAAAUUUUUGCAGAAGUACUAGUGUAUUGCUUAAGUCUGAUUAAAAUGUCUCCACCCUCUGCUGAUUUCGCAACACGUUGCAUUCACGAUGGUCAGGAUCCCGAAAAAUGGAAAAGCCGAGCCGUCAUUCCGCCGAUUUCAUUGUCUACUACCUUUAAGCAAUUUUCUCCGGGUGAAACUGCUGGAUUUGAUUAUUCUCGAAGUGGAAAUCCUACCAGAGAGUGUUUACAGCAGAGCAUCGCAUCUCUUGAAAAUGGAAAAUAUGCUCUUUGCUUUGCAUCUGGAUUAGCAGCUACUAUGUCUUUAACAUACUUGUUAAAAGCUGGGGAUCAUAUCAUAUGCUUUGAUGAUCUUUAUGGAGGAACAAAUAGAUUUUUUAGAACCUGUGCAUCAAAGAUGGGACUUGAAACUUCCUUUGUAGACAUGGUAGAAUUAAAAAACAUUGCCAAUGCAAUCCAACCAAACACCAAGAUGAUUUGGAUUGAGACUCCAACAAAUCCCACCAUGAAAAUGGUAGACAUUGCAGGUGUUGCUAAGCUGAUAGAAAAUCAUCCUCAAAUUAUAUCUGUGGUUGAUAAUACCUUCAUGUCUUCUUACUUUCAAAAACCUCUAACUCUUGGUGCUCACAUUGUUCAUCAUUCUUUAACAAAGUAUAUGAAUGGUCACUCAGAUGUUGUAAUGGGAGCAAUAGCCACAAAUAACCAAGAUUUGUAUGAAAAAAUGAAGUAUUACCAAAAUUCUCUUGGUACAGUACCAUCUCCAUUUGAUUGUUUCCUUGUGAAUAGAGGAUUGAAGACUCUGCAUAUUAGGAUGGAAAGGCAUAUGGAAAAUGCUCAAAAGGUGGCAGAAUUUCUAGAAACUCAUAAAUAUGUUGAAAAAGUUAUUUAUCCAGGUUUGAAGAGUUAUCCUCAAUAUGAGUUAGCUCACAAACAAUGCUCUGGAACCAGUGGUAUGGUUAGCUUUUAUGUAAAAGGAGGUUUGACUGAAGCACAGAAGUUCAUUGGGAAUCUACAAAUUUUCACCUUAGCUGAGAGCUUAGGAGGCAUUGAAAGUCUUGCUGAGAUACCAUCUGUUAUGACCCAUGCAUCUGUACCUGAAGAUCAACGAGCAAAACUUGGCAUUAGUGAUAAUUUAGUUCGUCUAUCAGUAGGAAUCGAAUCUAUCAAGGAUUUGAUAGCAGACUUAGAUCAAGCAUUACAAAUUUCUCAAAAGUAAUAGAGCACAUCAUGACUAUUAAAAAUGACAAAGAAAAACAUCACCUGUUACUUUCUUUGAUUUAAAUUUUGUACAAUUCUUAUUUUUAUUAAAGUUUUGUUGCAUCA
Messenger RNA from Parasteatoda tepidariorum (common house spider), 1407 nucleotides. RefSeq names its product cystathionine gamma-lyase. Gene Ontology annotation, cellular component: cytoplasm. Gene Ontology annotation, molecular function: cystathionine gamma-lyase activity; pyridoxal phosphate binding. Gene Ontology annotation, biological process: transsulfuration. NCBI's taxonomy places the organism in Eukaryota, Metazoa, Arthropoda, Arachnida, Araneae, Theridiidae. The record is from RefSeq and is a predicted model, not a curated record.